AUGGUGAAAUGCAGAAGAAUUCAAAAUAAUGAGAGUAGUAAAGAUGAGGAAGGGGAUAUGCCCCAACUCAUCAGUAGUCAAGACACCGCCAACGAAGAAGUGGAUAGAGGCUUAAAUGAAGCUAAUGAAAUCACACCUAGACGCAAAAAGUACAAAAAAGAAAGUACAAAAAAGUCACAGCAAAAAACUUUCAAGGAAUGUAUAAAUACAUAUCUACAAAAUGAAAAAGAAGGUUAUAAUGCAAAUCUCAGGGAACUCUCACCCAAAGUGAGCAAACGCGAUAAAAUGGAGGUGCAGAGAAGUAUAGAAGCAGACUAUCCGACCAAUAACAGAGAUUUGCUAGACAAAAUUCAAAAAGAAUAUCCAACCGAAACCGCUACACAUAGAAAUGUAGUAACUACAAGUACACCUAAAACUAACGCUGAUUCAAAUAGAUUAAAACAGGUUAAUUUCAAAAGACGAAGGGAUAGUCUUAAAAACGGAAGAACACUUGUCAAUUCACUAGAAAGAUCUGACUUUCAAGAAGAAAGUCCAAGACAACCACCUGCCAAGAAAGGCAGGUGUAAAAUAAACCCAGUAUCAUCAAAAUUGCGAACUGAUCAUGAAAAGGAAUAA
Molecule: messenger RNA, 615 nt
Organism: Strongyloides ratti
Lineage: Eukaryota; Metazoa; Nematoda; Chromadorea; Rhabditida; Strongyloididae
Exons: 3
Coding region: 1-615 (204 amino acids)
Source: RefSeq, a predicted model, not a curated record